Messenger RNA from Odontomachus brunneus, 2260 nucleotides. RefSeq names its product protein disulfide-isomerase TMX3 (gene Tmx3). NCBI's taxonomy places the organism in Eukaryota, Metazoa, Arthropoda, Insecta, Hymenoptera, Formicidae. The record is from RefSeq and is a predicted model, not a curated record. Gene Ontology annotation, biological process: peptidyl-cysteine oxidation. The transcript is spliced from 10 exons. The coding region runs from base 283 to 1581 and encodes 432 amino acids. Gene Ontology annotation, cellular component: endoplasmic reticulum. Gene Ontology annotation, molecular function: protein disulfide isomerase activity.
UGAGUGGGGUCAGUUGCAAGUUUGAUGGCACGAAGUGUAUGUCGUAUACGUAAACUGAAGAUGCAGCAGAAUGCACUCGGUCGUCUCGCAUGAGCUCACGCGACAAGCGAGAGAACGAGAAUAAAAAAGAAAAGAGAAGACAGUUAAAAUCUACUUAGUCAGCAAAGGCGCGAACAUCGAAAUGACGCGAUAGUUUCGCUCGACACGCCCGUGCUCCCGUAGGAUUAAAUGAAGGAGGCUGGCUCUCGUCGUCUCUCGAGAUCUUGAAUCCACGAUCGCGGAAUGGUUUCCCUGACGCGAGUCUGUUUCGUCGCACUUCUCUAUGUUUUUUCAGCAUUUUUGACGCACACAGCGGCGUCGCGCGUGAUUGAAUUAAGUGAUAGAUUUCUGGAUAUACGUAAAGACGGACAAUGGCUAGUUAUGAUGUAUGUACCAUGGUGCGCACAUUGCAAAAGAUUGGAACCAAUUUGGGCUCACGUAGCUCAGAAUUUGCAUGCUACGUCGAUACGAGUGGGACGUGUGGAUUGCACCAGGUUUACCAGCAUGGUACAUGCGUUCAAAGUGAAAGGAUUUCCCACUAUUCUAUUUUUAAAGGGUGAACAGGAAUUUAUGUAUCAUGGUGACAGAACCAGAGAUGAAAUUGUGAAAUUCGCUUUAAGAUUAAGUGGUCCACCUGUGCAAGAGAUUACGAGGACUCAAAGCUUUGACACUAUAAAGAGAGAACGUGACCUCUACUUCUUAUAUGUAGGAGAAAGAUCUGGAGUUUUAUGGGAACUUUAUCAUAAGACUGCGAACAUGUUUCAAGCGCAUGCAUUUUUCUAUCAGUCCCAUCCGAACGUCGUGAAUAAACACGCGCCGGUAGAGAACGUUCCGGCAUUAUUCGUGUACAAGGAGAACUCGCAUUAUAAUUUUACCGGACAUGAUCAGAUGAUUGACAUGAAGAGAACGAAUGAGACACUGUACAAGUGGGUGAACGCGGAGCGCUUCUCGACGUUCCCGAAGGUGACCAGAGGAAAUAUCAACCAAUUGUUCUUGACGAGCAAGAAUCUCGUUUUAGCGGUGGUGGAAGAAAAUCAGUUGGAAGAGGUCGCACCCGACAUGCUAGAAUUCAAAGAUAUGGUCGAGUCUGUAAUCAAGAGCAAACGGGAUAAGUAUCACGACCAUUUUCAGUUCGGUUGGAUAGCUAAUCCCGAUCUAGUCAAUAGUAUAGCGAUGAUGGUGCUACCCUUACCGAGCUUAAUUGUGAUAAACACGACCACGAAUCAUCAUCACAUUCCCGAGGACGAGACGGGGAAGUUGACUCCGUACAUGAUAGAACUGUUCCUGGAGCAGAUUCGUGACGAGAGCGCUCCGCGAUACGGUGGAAACGGUUGGCUGGUACGCAUUUAUAGGUCCUGGUUUGAGUUGAAAACUACUCUAAUUGCAAUGUGGAAGGGCAAUCCUACGUUGACGGUAUUAUUGUUUGGAUUACCAGCUGGAUUUCUGUCGUUGAUAUGUUACGGGACUUGCUGCCAGGAUAUCAUGGAUGCUGACGACGAAGAAGACGAAAAUUCCGGCUCGAGUCAUAUGAAGAAGGACUAAAAGUAAUUACGAUAAUAUCGCUCAGAGAAUUCCGAGAUACAUUUUUCAUUAUGUGUAAUAUAUACAAACGCUUGUGAUUACGUAUGUGACACGACGAUAUUUGCCAAAUCAUUCCUAACAACGUGACAAAUUUUAUGCAGUGAGGCGUGUUGCUGGCAUUUUAUAAUUUCCUUUUUCUCAUUUUGAUAGUGAAUCCAUAAUCGUGCGCUUCAAUCUUUCUGUUUUUUACAAUUGAGUCACGUGUCAAAAAGUGAUGCGUAUUCCAUGUGAAAAUACAAUCUAUCGAGUUAAGAUCGGGAGCAUGUACUCGGAAAAAAUCUGUCUUUUUAACCUAGCUUUUUAACAAAGAAAGUGUAAUAUCAAAAAUUUAUAUAUGAAAAGGUGAACAUUCACACACACAAUUCAUGAGGUCCUACUCAACAAUAAAUUGAGCAUUGGUCCUUGUUGCAUGUAUGAAUAAUACAAUGAUGAUAUAUAUACUGUCAAUAUAUGUACAAUACACAUAUAUUGUCAUUAUGUAAGUCAUGCGGAAUUGUUACUUGUUGUAUCGUGUAGACUGAAAAUGUGAUUGUGACCUCUUUGAGAUUAAAAAAUAGUCUUACGUGCGUAUGUGGCAUUCUGCAUUUGCCAAAAAUGUCUAUUUAUAUGUAUCAAAUAAAAAAAUAAGAAAAAUUAAAAA